Marchantia polymorpha subsp. ruderalis is the source of this 1274-nucleotide messenger RNA. NCBI's taxonomy places the organism in Eukaryota, Viridiplantae, Streptophyta, Marchantiopsida, Marchantiales, Marchantiaceae. The record is from the annotation of a GenBank genome assembly.
UUCAUGGAGCUUGUAGAAACAGAGGCAGGAAUUCCUAGGUUUUCUGAAAUGUAGACAAUUUAUUCGAAAACACACCAAAUGAACGGGAUUUUGAUUUUCGAGAUUUCACUAGAAACUUGCUUAAGUUCAAAUGAGACCUGAACGGUGUCGCCCAGAUGUUCUUCGUUGAAGAAUUGAUUGCUUGCAAGGAAAUUGGAUCUAGCGGUUCCGAAUCGACUGCCAGUAACUUCGCUCGGUUGCUUUGCAUUCCCCGUCCACUCGUGAUUGGAGUGUCCGAGAUACGGGCAAGAACUCGAUCGAGACGAGAUGCGGGCGAAUUUACCAUCCUGCGCAUGAAGGCAUCGGACAGAACACGAGCAGAGGCUCCAAUUUGACUUAUGGCCGCGCAAGGCAGUUCCGGAGCCGGCGGGCCGUUGUUGAGGGUGGCUGACAUGCUGCAAGACCUAGCGCAGGACUCGAGCUCGGAAACUUUCUUCAAGAAAUCAUUCUCCUCAGAUUCUCCAGAUCUUUCGCCCUCUGCUCAGAAUUUCAAACCAGGGCUCAAAAUUCAGGACCUGCCAACUGCUUUUGAGGAAACGUACAGCGAGCUCAAUGUGGCCUUGUCACAGUCUGGACAUACCUGGACCGGUCUCACACAACAGUUAUGCGCGACAUUGACAACGGCAGACAAGUUGACACCCACAUCCCAGUUGCAUCUUGGACAGCUGUCACAAGAACUGAAGAAACUAGAAAAAAUUGUGGAGAGAGGACAAGAAGCUGUGGUAAGACUGCAGCUUGCAAUGGGGCAACCCAAGGAUGAAGCGCGAGUCUCCUGAUUGCUGUAGGAAAGAUGAAGAGCUGACUGUGUUCAAGACCCUAGUUGUAUAAAGAUUUCUGUUACAAUCAGUGAUGAACUGUCACAAUAGAGACGAGACCUGGUUCAAACUUACAAAUGUUGUUCGGAUUUUUGCUUUUCGGGUGCCUAGAUAACGUAGGACAUUGUAGAGUCUAUCUCCGGUGAGGGUGAUGGUGUAUUGGAGGAUGACUCUUGUGGAAUUAAGAUUUCAGAGCUGAUACCAGACUGAGGACGGUGUUGGAGAAACUUAAAUCUAAUGAGCAGAAUUUUAGGUCGUCUUCUGCAUCGGUUUUACAGUAGAUGUCGCUUCAUGCGGCCCUCUUGGCGUCUGAACUGAACAAGUAAUUUAUCCUGCUCUGCUCUAGCUCCUGAUGUAACGUCAGUGGGAACUCUUGUCACAUCGUUUUGCAGUUAUGGUAAAUGUACUAGAAGCAAACAA